Sorghum bicolor (sorghum) is the source of this 480-nucleotide messenger RNA. RefSeq names its product wiskott-Aldrich syndrome protein family member 1-like. The coding region runs from base 1 to 480 and encodes 159 amino acids. The record is from RefSeq and is a predicted model, not a curated record. Lineage: Eukaryota; Viridiplantae; Streptophyta; Magnoliopsida; Poales; Poaceae. The transcript has a single exon.
AUGUCCCUCCUCGCUGAGCGUCGGUCGCGCUCCCUCCUUGCUGAGCGCCGGUUGCCUCCCUCCCUGCCAUCACCGGUCGUCUCCCUUCCUGCCUCGCCGGUGUCGUCGUCGGGCCUGCCUCAUUGGCGAGGUUGCUCCCCUGCACGACCUCCCUCCCUCCCUGCGAGAUCCAGUGAGAACCUUCGAGGUCAUCUUGCCGAGCUCCGGCCGCCUCCCUCCUCACCUCGCACCGGCCCCCUCCCUCCCCGCCUCACCACCGUCGUCAUCGGGCCCGCCUUGCCGGCGAGGUCCCUUCCCUGCAUGGCCUCCCUCCCUCCGUGCGAGAUCCGACGAGCGCCGGGCGCCUUCCUCCCCGCCUCGACAUCUUCCUCACCCGCGUCCCCCACCAGGACGAAGUCUUCCACUUCGUCCAUGGGGCUCUGCACCGUCGUCUUCCUCCCGUGCAAGGGCAGCGUCCUCAAGCUAGGCCCACCACUAUAG